CUUUUGGUCGCACUGCAACGAGUGGGUAGCAAUUUCAAAACACAGCUCACACCAAACAAAAACUGCUUUAACUUAGUACUGGCGGUGGGCAUAUUCAAGCCAUGCCUAUCCGCCGUCUAUCUGUUUCAGCAGAGCAUGGAAAUCCAGCUCAGAGCUCAAAUAGAGCCCAUAGAAGCAACGACUCUCACCAUAUUCUCACAGGAAACGGCGGGCCAAUCCAUCCACCUUCCAUAGCUUACUCGGGCGCGUCUACUACUCCGCAACAGAAGAUGGUAGUACAAGCCCUCAUAAACACCAGAAUAAAGAAUAAACUACCCAUCCAUUCUGGCCUUUCUUUGGAUAUUGUCGAGUCGGAUCCUGCGACGCAGAGAGCAGUAUGCGCGUUGGUGGAGAUCGCGCACGACUCGUUAGACAUAAUAGCUUGGUCGCUAAGCGAACUGCUCGAACGACUCGCAAAGCAAGUUGAUGCAGACGGACAAAUGACCACUGAAGCAUUACAAUCUCAACUGUUUAUCUUGAAGAUUUUGUCGGUAUGCAUGACAUCGAGAUGGAAUCACCGACACGAACAGGACGAUACGCAUUCCUGUCGCGGGCCCAAACCCCAGAAUGGCAGCCAGGCUCCUGGUCAUGUUGAAUCGCCAAUGCCCUCUUCGAGUCAGCACGGCAAGAAGACUCGGCAAGCUUCCACUGAGUUCUCCUCAUCUACACCACCUCCAUGGACAGAGGCUUAUCCUCUGGACGACAAUUGUGCACGUUAUAUACUGAGUGUGAUGGUUCUCUACCUCCGUCAGACAGCAGCGCCGGAAGCUCGACUCAUGUCAUCUUCAAACCUGGCCCCUGACGCGUCAUUGCACGAUUUCGAGUCGGUGGAUUUACCGACGGAGUCAUCGGCAUUCGACGAUUACGCGGGAAACAAUGGCCCUUUACUACCUCCUCACAUAUCUCAUGGAACGAAGCCGAUCCUGAAGCUCAGGAAUUCAUCUGCGUCAUUCCAAUCAGCUGCCAGUGCAACCUCAGGGCACUGGCAGCUAGGCCGCACGUUCCAGUUCGAGAGAACUCAUAUGGCGCUUGUGAAAUCCGCACUUGCACUGAAUCUUCUUAUCAGCAAGUUUGCAGGACGAAUCGUUUAUCACCUAUCCGCGUCAAACUGGUUAGUUGUCUUCCACAGAAUACGCCAAAAGAUCCACGUUCUCGCCAACACAACGGAGGACAACCCCGAUACAAUCGAUUUGCAGCUCAUGACACAUAGCGCGAUGGACAGAACGCGACUCGUCCAAGUUCUGCAUGUGCUUUCGUCUCUUCUUGUGAACAUGAAACGGCAAGCUCAGACAGCGGUUGCCAUCCCAUUACGUAUGGCAAUCUGGAAUUGGAUUGAGAUGUGCCCGCAGGAGUACAAUGAGGCAGUGAGAUCAAGAGGGAGACUCGAGGGCGCACCAGAGCGCGUCUUCGACCUCCUGCACUCCGCGAACGAACCCGGUCGGGAGCGUGCGCUUUGGCCGACGUUGACCGUCCUUGCUUGUCUCGCUGCUGAGCGCCUGUCGCCAGAUUAUCAGAUCGAUGUCGAGAGUCGUUCCUCAAACUUCCCUACUCACAAAUCCAGCCACAGGAAGGAUAUCCGUUUCGUAGAGGACCUACUCAGGCAUUCGAACACGAAUUCAAAACUCUCCGAUGUCUCUUUCGUGUGUGCGAUUGACAUGUGCAGAGCUGGAUUUCGGAUAUCGCCCGAUGGCGAAAUGCCCCUCAGACAUAUUGCGGCAGACAUCUCGCAUGAAAUCAAGUCGACCUUGCAGAAGUCACCCGGGCAGAAGCCAUUCUGGGACUCCUUUGAUGAAAUCGACGUCGCCACCUAUGCUGAGGCACUUGUCGCUGUAUUCCGUUUCCUACCGGAAGAUGAAUCGAUAACGUUGUUCUUGGAUUGCCUGGAGCCUGAGCGGUCCGAUGCAGUGAAGAUUUGUGCUAUCAAGGCUGCUACUACCUUGUCAAUAGAGGCACCCCGUGUUCCUUGGCAGCAAUCCUUGGAGAAACUCCAGUUCGCUAUCUCACCGCGCUUGAGAUGCAUCUACAAGACUGCUUCUAUGCGGCUCAGCGAAUACGACAGUAAUGGGGCUAUUCGUCGUGCAGCGUCUCGGCCCAAGGCCAAGCGCUUCACGUCCGAAACGCUGAUCGACAAAGACCUCAUGCUCCUUUCCAUUCUUGCACUGUUGCGGGCAUCGCCAGAUUACUAUAUCGCUAACAUCGAAGACACAGAUGUGGAAGGCUGGGAUUCGAUCUCUUCACGAGUCCGCGACUCAGAUACUGAUACAGCCGUCAAAAUAUCGGCCGCGACGUCGCACCAGCAUCUCACAGAUAUCUUCUUCAAGAUGCCUCCGACUGACCCUUACUACAAGAUGAUUGAAAGGUGGAUGAAAAACGCGAUGCCGAUGUCGUUAAUGUGCAUCGCAAAGAGGUUGCUGCUGACUAGGCUCGAUCCUGACAGCCAGAGGCUGUGGAUACAUGUCGCUCAUCAGCUCGUCGAAUGUUACCAUAGGAAGAGCGAGGAUAACCAUGCUCAUGGCAUGCAAUUCGACAAGGACCGUGUGCCAGCCUUCGCGAUGUGUGAGAUCGCCUUCUUAGUAUCCCUUACAUCAGUCAGCAGUGAUGUCUCGCAACUUGCUGCCCAAGGUCUUCGUCUCAUCGCACAAGCUGAGCGGCAACCUGGAGCUCCUGUCAACCACGGCCUUACUGAGGAAGAACGCUCGAAGCGAAACCCGAUAUACGAACAGCUCGGUGAUCCCAGCGUCAUCAUCGUUGGACGUGUCAGAGAGCAGAAACGUGUCAGAAAGCUCUUGCGUUUGGUCGCGAACUCCUCGCCCAUCAACAUCGCUGUUUGGGAGGAGUGCUUUUAUAGAUGGAGUGCGCUCUCAGAGUUUAUCGGGCAGAAUUCCCUGGCAGCAGCAGCAGCCUUCGACGAUUCUCAUUUGAGCAAGCACGAGCAGCUCAUGUCUCUCGAGGAUAAAUUCUUCCAAUGGAGAAAUCUCACGUUGUUCCUAGCCGCUUUCGGUGGUGUCACCGUACAAGAAAAGCACGACCAUGGUGCCCUUACUGCUGCGAUCUCUCCUGAGUUUUUGCUUGAUGACAUGCGUUCGCUGAGAGACCCGGCAGACCUCGUUGCUAUUUUCAUCGAGUUCCUGACCGGUGCCCUUAUUGACGACGCCGUUCGCGUUCGGGAGGUUGCACGUGAAGCUCUUGGGUCGGAACUUAGCCCUCGUCUCUUUUCAAAGCUGUUCAGACAUCUUGACGAUAUCACGCGGAACAUUACGGCUGGAGCAGGUGUGGAGUUCAAGGAUGAAUACGGAUUAUUCUUGGAUCAGUUGAUUUCGGUCUUGAAAUCACUUGUCGAGAAUGCACAAAUGCCACCCGAUGAAGCUCUCAGUAUUGAUCUCGGGUCGAUCUUGCAUAUCCUCGUCGGAUUUAUCUCACGUUUCAGCGAUCCAGUGUCGUACCGGAUUCGGGUCAAAUUUUGCGCCCUCUGCGAUAGCAUCUGCCACCGGACGGACACGUUGACCUUGCGUAAGGACGACCUAUCGCGCAAUCGUAUCAUUGAUAUCGUGAUGGAUUGGUUCCAGGAUCCAACAUUGAACACCGACCCCGAAGCUAUCCAAUUUCAGUACGAGUUGAACUUCGCGUCUCUUCGCACAGUCGUCAAGCUCCUUGAACGCUUAAAACUCCAGCCGAUCGAUAAUAAUUCCAAUGAUAGCGAUGAUUCCGGCCACGUCGUAUCACGUUUAUUCAUCCGAUACUCCCAUGGUUUGCUGAGAGCUUUGGACAUAUGCCAGUCCGACCCCAUAGUGCCCGACAGUACUUCAGACGUCCCGUCUCUGCAGAAGAAGAUGCAAGUUUCCCAGAGAGAGGCCGACAUUCGUGAUUUGGUCAUUACAGGCCUCUCGCACCUUGUCACCUCAAACUCGGAGAACGCUCUCAAACACUGCAUUGCUUCUGCAUAUGAUAGCGAUAUGAGGAAGCGCACUAUCUUUGUCAACGUCUUUGCUCGAGUACUUGGACAAGGCACCAAGUUCGAGGCGCAAGGAAAUCCUGAAUUGCAAGCACGCCGAGAUCAACUGCGAGAGCUUGUCAAAGGAUCGGACAUGGUGCUUGCGAUGGUAAUAUGCGAGUGUUGUCCUGCCAAUGAGGUCGACAUGAUGAUCUCCGUGCUAAUGAAUAUAUUCGACACGAGAGCGUCACUCGUUGCCUUGUUGAAAACAAUGAUUGACCGAGAAAUAGCUCACACCUCAAGCGAGGCGGAACUUUUUCGAGGGAACUCGACGUGCACACGAUUCCUCUCAGCAUUUGCGCGGAUACACGGAUACAACUAUUUGCGAGGUCUAAUCGUCCCUCUCAUCAAGACUAUGACGUCUAUGCCCGCAGGUCAUGCAUAUGAUCUAGACCCCGCCAAGGCUAACCGAGACAAGCUUGAACAAAAUCAGAGGAAUGUCGAGCUGGUUGCCCUGUCUUUCCUCGACAUCAUUACUUCCUCGGUCCCUGCCCUGCCACCGAUGAUUCGAGAAGUUUGCGCUCACCUUGCGAAAUCAGUUUAUCAAGUUUGGCCAGAAUCGAAGUUCGCUGCCCUUGGUGCAUUCAUAUUUCUUCGAUUCAUUUCUCCCGCGAUCGUCGCUCCGGAGAUUGUUGAUGUUACAGUGCCCAGAGAUGAUGGCGGGGUCAUCCGCCGGGGCUUAAUGGUAAUAGCAAAGGUCAUGCAGAACCUCGCCAACAACAUGUUAUUCGCGAAGGAGGCUCACAUGCUUUGCUUGAACGAUUUCUUGGGCGUGAACAUCAAGAGCGUUACGCGUUAUCUGAGUGAAGUCAAUAAAUUCUCCUCUACUGCUGUCGACGAGGAGUCUACCGAGUGGUUGGGCACGACAGCCGAUGACACCGACACAAUCGUUCUUCAUCGCUUUUUGGACAAGCAUGCGGACAAGAUCGGCAAAGAGUUACUCAGCUACGCCAAAAUCAAUGCCUCUGGAGAAGAAGAUGUAUCAACUGCUAAUGCAAAGCGUGCAUGGGAGCACCUCUGUAAUUUACUUGUCGAACUGCAAGAAGUUCCCGAGGUUCCUCGUUUCUCAAAACUUCCUAGGACCGAGCACCGGGAAUUUAUUGACCUGAUGAAUCGCUGUGCCCAUCGCAGCAUCGAGUCUGUCCAGGAUAUCUUCGUAGCGGCCGACGUUCCUCUUGACUUACCUGCUGUGUUUGUUCUGCGAGUUUGCCAGAUCGAUGUCGAAGCUCUGGACAUCGAGUUGUUGAUGUACCACAGCCUGAAGACAUUGCUGUCACCCGCUUACGAGGACCGGAAGUUUGAAGUCGUCUUAGAUUGUACCUCGUUCACUUCGACUUCUGAGAUACCGGCGCAAUGGCUAACCACCUGCUCGCAACUCAUUCCGAUUGACAUCAGACUUCGUUUUUUAACUUCCUAUAUCUUGAACCCUAAUUCGCUCACCCAGAAGUAUCUGAGGCGGAUGUAUAACAUUUCGUCAGGAACCAUGCUCUCGAGUGGGGUAAGGGCCUGCUCGUCAGUUGCAGAUCUCUUGCAGUAUGUCCCACAAGAAAGUCUUACAGCACUGCGAUAUCCAACCUCUCUGGAGGAGGAAGCUAUCAUCGGCUAUACGGAAGUCACCAUGAGGCAAGCCCAUGAGAUGCGCAUGCCAGUGACCAUGGAGGUUGCGGACACUCAUGUCCGGGUUACUUCCAUCCGUGCAGCUGUCAUCUCUCCGAACUUAAACUGCAAGUCGACGGAGAUUAUCUCUCUUGCUGAUGUUAGCGACGUCUACAACGUAUCUACUGGCCUCGAUCCCUAUGAAUUCAUCAUCCGCAGAAGCAAGCAAGGUGUAACGUCCUACUUUUCCUCACCACAGCGUGAUAGCAUCGUCAAGUCCAUUCGUACCGCCAAAAGUCAACUGAGGGACACGCGCUAUUUCCGUAUGGAUAGGUUCCCCAGGUUCUCCAAUAUCUCCGCAACGCUACUUCAUGUAGGCAUGCUCAACAUCGACUCGGAAGAUGAGGGACUUCGCGGAGCUGCCUAUGACCUUUUAGGCGCUCUCUGUUCAUAUCUAAAUUAUGAUAAGAACCCCAUCAUCGUGUCGAAAGCGGGAAUUAUACCUGGAGACAUAUCUACAUUUGUCAUUGGACUGAGUGACCGCCUAGCUGGCUUUGCACCUAAACUCACACUCGAUUUCAUCUCUGUCAUAUCCGCUGGCAUGGACAAGGCCUCCGCUGCUCAACGUAUCACGUGCUUGCAGUAUAUGAGCCCUUGGGUGAAGAACCUCGCAAAUUUCUGCAAUCCAACUAGUUCAUUGUACGAGCACUCGGGAGCAAGGCUGCGAGACUGCAUUCGUUCCAUGAUUGACCUCACCAUCUCAGACUUAGAGAUAAAUUCCAUGAUACACAAACACAUCUGGGUAGAAAUCGGCCGUCAGGAUUCGACUCUCGUCUACAUAGUUCUCGAAGAGCUCAUCCGUGCUGCGUCUGACGGCGGCAUAGGGUCCCGAAGAUGUGAGACCAUCGCAAGGUCGACUGCUGCCUUAUCGUCCAUCAACGUCAGGGGAAGAAUUUUCUCAAAGUUAAGGAAAGCUCUUGGAAAAACUUCCCUUAAACCGUCCAAGACGCUGCCAGAUAACGUCCACUGGAACGAGAUUGCCACCCUCGCUCGUUUCGCGCUUGUAGCGAGCAACCACUCAAAACAAGCAGCAUAUGAUCAACUAUACAUCCCUGACGUCUUCCAUGUCGUUACGCUCAUCGCGGGCACAGGACAGACGUUAGUUCGCAAGUCACUAUAUGGCGUAAUCAUGAACUUCCUUCAGUCUGUAUACCUUAUGCGAGCUGAGGAUGCUAGCGCACCUGAAUUGCGCCUUCUGAUCGACGAGUUCAUCAAAGUGGAGAACCUUACACUGUUCGGUCUCACUCGCCAGUCGUGCACCAGCGAAUAUUGCAAUUACGAUCCUCCAAAUGACAAAGCAAUGAUUGACUCUCAAGAAUCUUUGACUCGUUUACUUGUCCGAGUGAUGGAGGUGACGUCCGGCUCAAGAGGCCUGCUCAAUAUCUGGCGCGCACGGUGGAUGAGUCUAGCGACAUCAACUGCUUUCCAGUUACCUGCGGCCAUUCAGUCACGCGCCUUCCUCGUCCUGGGCACUCUUGCAACUUCCGAUGUUGACGAUGAUCUAGUGUAUCAAAUGCUGGUGGCGUUCAAGAACGCGCUGGGACAGUCCACAGAGUCCGACACGAUGGCGGUGGUCUGCAUGCUGCGGUGCAUUUGCAAAGUAGUACCUUCCCUAACUGAAGGUUCCCGGUAUCUCUGCCAGAUUUUCUGGUUGGCUGUCGCUUUGCUACAAUCCAGCUACACUGCGUUUUAUUCAGACGCUGCUGAGCUCAUGCGUGCGACAGUCGAGACGCUGGAAAAGCACGGUGCCUUUGAAGGCAGUUCGAUACCCAAUGUACUACUGGACGGUCGGGUUUCACUGGAAGACACUGUCUGCCAACUUGAUCACUUGCUCUGCCUUUCUUUCGACUCCAGUUUUUCCUUCACACUCGCUGCCAUUAUCUUCAAGGGUGUCCGUCACAAUCACCUCAGAUCCUCUGCCGAGCUCGUUCUGCGGAGUUUGCUGUCAGUCACCACGCGGUGUGAUAGCCAAAAUGAGGAUGGCUCCGCUUCAGGCCUGUGUCCAGAUGCGCUUGGCUACUUCAUCGCCUUGCUCCCCUUCUGCACGACACACGAGGCUUACGUACAACUCCUACAAGACUGUAAGGGAGAAGAGUUUUUACCAGCACCUAACUCCUCUCGCUCUCGUCUCGUUCCUCGCGUUUCCGUCGAACUGCUGUCUCUGACGGACAGCACAUCCGCACUUCUCACCGUCUCGUUUGCGAGCACGUUGUUGACUACUGCACAAGGUGACGAUGCCGAGACCGAAAUCUUGUAUAACUUGCUGGCAGAUAUCGGGGUUACACACCCCGAAUCAGUUUCAAUUAUGCAAUUCUUUGAAAGCUAUGACAUCCUGCAGGACAGGAUCAAAGAUGCUUUCGCCAAUUCUUCGAAUGCUGCAAUCAUUAGAGCUGUGACGAGCAUCUUCCGCAAUGCACAAGAUUCACUGCGCCUGGGAUCGAUACACUCGAUGUCUGUAUCCACGCUCAGCACAGUGGAUGAAGGCAAUCCAGCGCAAAGCCUGAAGCAGAAAUUGGAAGAGUUGGGUAUGGACGGCCUCACAACAAGCUUCCAGUUCUUGGCUCCCAAUCGCAGUCAUUGGUCGAAGAUUGCUGCUUGGAUAUCUGACCUGGUUCUAAAAAUAGUUGGUUUGGAAUAA
Messenger RNA from Suillus subalutaceus, 8324 nucleotides. RefSeq lists its product as uncharacterized. The transcript is spliced from 33 exons. Gene Ontology annotation, biological process: regulation of GTPase activity. Bases 102 to 8324 code for a protein of 2740 amino acids. The record is from RefSeq and is a predicted model, not a curated record. Lineage: Eukaryota; Fungi; Basidiomycota; Agaricomycetes; Boletales; Suillaceae.